AGAAGACAACAGACACUGUAACAGUGUUUCAUCUCACAACAAGAGGACUCCACUCUAAACCCACUCUGAAGAUGCUGUGCUCUCAUGGAUUCCAGUCUGCCCUCAGUCCAUUCAGCUUCUACUGGCCUGUACGCAGUCUGUGGCCAGAGGUCACACCUCUGCUCUACCAGCAGGGUGGACUGCAGAGAAACCUACAGGAGCUGUGCAGCAGUCUGGAGCUGAUGGAAAAACUUCAACACAACAUCCUGGAGGAGACGAAGCCUUUCCAAAGCAGUGUGGCCGUGCAGCCAGUCUCCUACCAGCUGGAGAAAGAGGGAGAGCACUUUAACCUGACUCUGGACACUCAAGGCUUUUCCCCAGAGGAGCUGUCUGUCAGGCAGGUGGGCAGGAAGCUGAGAGUCAGUGGGAGGACAGAGAAGAAACAGAAGGAUGGGAAGGGCUCCUACUCUUACAGACUCCAGGAGUUCAGACAGGAGUUUGAUCUGCCUGAAGAACUGAACCCUGAAGCCGUCACCUGCUGCCUGGCUCCAGACGGGAAGCUCCGCAUCCAGGCAGCCAGAGCUCCAUGUGCUGAGGAGGCUGAGAGAGAGCUGACUAUCAAGAGGAGCCUGGAGGAGAAAACACAGCAGAGCGUGUGUUCACACACAGAGGACAGCAGCACAGAGACAGACAACAGCACACAGGACAAACCUGAACACAUGGACUGCACAGGUGUUGCUUUGAAAAUCUGUAAUAAAUGA
This is a messenger RNA of Seriola dumerili (greater amberjack), 740 nucleotides long. Its product is annotated as heat shock protein 30-like. Gene Ontology annotation, molecular function: protein folding chaperone. The coding region runs from base 72 to 740 and encodes 222 amino acids. The transcript has a single exon. NCBI's taxonomy places the organism in Eukaryota, Metazoa, Chordata, Actinopteri, Carangiformes, Carangidae. Gene Ontology annotation, biological process: protein refolding; response to heat. The record is from RefSeq and is a predicted model, not a curated record.